Molecule: messenger RNA, 849 nt
Organism: Pocillopora damicornis (cauliflower coral)
Lineage: Eukaryota; Metazoa; Cnidaria; Anthozoa; Scleractinia; Pocilloporidae
Source: RefSeq, a predicted model, not a curated record
UUGGGUAAAUGUUAUCGAACUGAUGAAACCUUUGUUUGCCCUCAACACAUUUUACAACUGGUCAAUGACACUAGUUGGUUGGGCCUGCCCUGGCACAGAGACACUCAAUUUAAUUUCGUUCGCCGCCACCAAAAGGCACCCGAUUGCUCAAAUAUCAACGAAUUGUUUCAUUUAGGAGGACGUUAUUACUUAUCUACACAGCAUGGUUCAAUUAACGUUUACAAUACCACCAACAGUUCUUCGCACAUUCUACGUAUUUCUCCUCUUAUCGUUUAUCAUUUUCCUUGUGAUCUCACAUUCGCCUCUCAGCAAACCGGUCUGGGAACUUGUCCGGACCGCAUCACCUUUCAUCUACCACUUUUCUCUCAUAAAUCAUUUCGCUACAUUCCGUGGACACAUAACGACGACAAAACUUUGCGAUUACAUUACAGCUCAUUGAAUCUGACACCGCCGCUUCAAUUCGACAACAAAACAAUGACUUCUUUAGACCACACUUUUCGUAUACUAGAUGGGCAACUUACUACCCGGUUAGCAACGUUAAAAGACGAGAUAUCCCACCUACAUAAGGUUCAAUCUACCACCCUAAACGAUUGGCUUACUUAUUUUACUUUCGGUCUUGUAUGCAUUCAUAGUUUUGUUUACAUAAUUCUAUACUGUUGCUCCAUUAAGCCAAAAUCCUUUCCAUCGAUGUCAACCACUGUUUUGUCUCGACGCAAACGCGCCUCCGCGCAACGUAAGGACACGGCUACAGCCAACGCUGACGACCAUGAAUUACACGAAUUACAACCAGCCACUUCACAAAAUCAAAAUUCGGUGUGUCCUACUCGUAACAAGCCGGUUCCGCUAUAA